This is a messenger RNA of Copidosoma floridanum, 867 nucleotides long. RefSeq lists its product as uncharacterized. Lineage: Eukaryota; Metazoa; Arthropoda; Insecta; Hymenoptera; Encyrtidae. The record is from RefSeq and is a predicted model, not a curated record.
GCCGCGAGUAUUGUUGGGAUGGGCAAAAAACCGGCCGCAUCUAUGCUGGCGGUGGCAGUGGCGCUGAUGGUGGGCACCUCCACUUGUUGGGCCCAGUAUUACGACAAUUGGCACAACGGUGGUGGUGGUUAUGGGAGGCGGUAUUAUCAUCCGCAGCGUUUUCAGCAGCGACGGGGUGGCGAUCCCGAGAUCGACUGGAAGGCCGCCGGGGUCUCGCCGAACGACGUCCAGUGGAUCUGCAGGAACUCCAAGACGCAGGAUAUGAUCGUCAUAGCCGAAGAGUCGCUGAGGGGAGGCUUCCCGUUGCGCCAACCGCCCCAGAACAACUUCCGGUACCCACCAAGCGGUGACGCGCCGAAUAUGCCGGGAAACCAGAAUUCUAACGGCCAGUUGUACUUCCCAAGCCAGCCGCAGCCACCGAAGAAUCAGUUUCCCCAGGAAAGCAAAGAUGACCUCACUUUCGAUCCCAGUUUCGAUGAGCCGUCGAAACCUGUUUGGCCAGAUUUUGGGGGUAACAACAAAGCGCCGACUCAGCCGACGACUCCGGUACCCAAGCAGGAAACGCUCGUCACGAGUCCUGCGCUCGUCGCUCAACCAACAGCACAGCCUAAAAAGGAUGACUUGGAUGACGACGAUACCAUAGAGAUUGUCACUGGAUGAGGAAAAUGCGCGAAUCACCUGAACAAUUACAACAUGCACGCAGAUAAAUUAUCAAUACAACAAAGUGUACCAACCAAGUAUUUGUAGGAAUUGUUUUGAUUCUUUUGUACUGAUGACAAAUACAAUGACGGAUCAAUGAAAAAUGUAUAGUUUGUACGAUUCUUUUUUCGGACUUUUUAUUAAUAAACAUAUAAAAAAUUCAUAUUA